AAUCUGUAUCCUUUACUAAAAAAUAAAAAAUAAAUCUUCAUAGAGAUCAACAUAAUGAGAAAAAGAAAUUAGCAAAACCCCUUUUGAAAACGUUUGGCAUCCCUGUUUCUCUAUUUUCAAUGCAAAAGGACCUAACCAAGUCUAUUCACCUAAAAAAAAGGAAACAGAAUCUCAAGCCUAAGUCUAACCAAACCAGGGUUUCUAGUUUCUUUCCUUAUUGGAAUUGGAUUUCUCUUCUUUUGAUCCAAAACAUGUAAUUUUCUUAGGAAUCUCGUUUGUGAACUAUUCGAUCCAAGUAAUUUGUUUUUUGAAUUGGGUUCGUAGCUCUGACAAACUUGGAAAAAGUUGUUUCAUCGCGAGUAAUGGAGAAGGAAGUUGACAAGAAAUUUGUCUGACUGAUAGAUAAUCUCAGCGUUUUUAGUCCUAAGCAGAGUCAUUCUGAUCCAUUUCUGAUUGCUGGCAGUAGAUGGUAAAAACUGAACCAACUUUUGUUCUAAAAGUACUUUUCAUUUAAUUAUGUUGUGGUGAUUUGAUGAUUUUUUUUUCCUAUGUAGGCGUCUUCUUGCCCUACCCAAGGGAAAUACUUUUGAGUUCUUCUAUCAGUAUAUGGGAGUUGCUGAUUCUUGCCAAUCACUGACUUCUACAUGGAGAAGACAUGUAAAACUUCGCUUAACUAUAGUAAAUGGAAUUUCUCAUAAACGCUCCAUUGUGACAGAUUCAGACCUCUACUUUGAUGAGAAUCUUCCCGCUUGUAGUUAUCCAACAGUGCCACUCCCUUUCAACCUUCUUGCAAGAGAUGCCGGGUUUCUGGUUUGCCGAGAAAUAACAAUUGUUAUUGAGGUUGUUGCUCUUGAAGUUAUUGACACAUCAGAUAAUGAUGGUGCCAAGUCUAAUGAUGUCAAUGGAUUUCAAGUUCUUCCUUCACAGGUAGAAUCUGUGAAGCCCAAACAUUGCAUAAAAGACCGUUCAAUGAACCCAUGUCUGAGGACAACAUACAUGAAUUUACUCCUCGGAAUAAUUGAGACGUUGUGCCAAUUGCCUGGGGAGCUCUCUGAUAGUGAUCUGAAUGAAGCAUCCGUUGCAGUUUUAUACGUGGCACAAGGUGGCUUUAAAGUAGAUUGGUUGGAGAAGAAGGUCAAGGAAGUAAAGGAAAAGAAGAAGAAUGUGGAUACUGGUAAGGCUCGGCUGCAACAAAUGGAGCAAGAUUUGCAGAAUCUCAAUCAGAAACGCUUAGACCUGAAAGAUCUUCUAGACAAGGAGAAAGCAAAUGACUUGGCCGCUAAUGCUCCUCUCUCGUUCAAUGAUGUUCUUAAGAAGUUUUAGACAAGGUUUUGAAAAACUGCCCUCUGAUAAGGCUGAGAUUUUGUCUGCCCAAAGAUCCUCUAUGAUGUUGUCUUGACUUCUUUCUUUAGGCAUUUGUGCUAAAGCAUUAUGAGCUUGAAGUUUUUUUUUUUUUCUUACUAAAACCUUAAAAUUUAGGAAAGUUUAAGAUGUCUAUUAUAGAUCAAUAAAGUAAUCCCUUGAAAUAUAUGCUAUGAGAUAUAUGCAAAUCCCUUGAAGCUAAACUGUAUCAAGUAACUACCCUUGAUCACAUCCAAACUAAUAUAUACAUAUCUUAUCCCGAAUAGUAAAUGUGUUUAAAAUCUAAAUUUUUGCAUAAUUAAGGAAAAUUUGGAAACUGAGUGACAAGAGAAACAGAGUAUCCCUGGUAAAUCACAAUGAUUGGGGAAACUAUUGAUUAUUUAUAAUAUUGCAUUAACUUAUAUACACCAAUAGUUACACUAGUUUUCAAUUCAUGUUUCCUAAGCCAUAUAAAAGUGAUUUACUUUCCUAUGCGAAAUGGAUUUGCAUUCAUGUCUCUCUCUUUCUCUCCAAGAUGUUUUGAA
Arabidopsis lyrata subsp. lyrata is the source of this 1886-nucleotide messenger RNA. Its product is annotated as MATH domain and coiled-coil domain-containing protein At3g58380. The transcript is spliced from 4 exons. The record is from RefSeq and is a predicted model, not a curated record. The coding region runs from base 607 to 1323 and encodes 238 amino acids. NCBI's taxonomy places the organism in Eukaryota, Viridiplantae, Streptophyta, Magnoliopsida, Brassicales, Brassicaceae.